UCAUCAUACCAGAGCCAUAAGAGGAACACCAUAAUAACCUGGAGAAACCAUGAAUGCUGCAAUACUCAUAUUCAGCCUCCUCUUGUUGAAUAUACAACUUGCCAGUAUGUCCGAAGUCCCACUAUAUUACGGUUGGUUCCUGGAGCCAGAAGGGGAGAGGCGCAUCGUGCAGAUGGCAAGCUCCUACUAUGACCAACUGUUGGAGAAACCGAGUGCUGUGAGAGAGAUGCUAAACAACUUCAAGCUUGAAGGCAACAACUCGUCCGCCCUCUCGAGCUAUUUCACGCGAGAUGGCCUGGACAGUUCGAGUUCUACACUCCACGUCACGGCGAUGUUUUGCGGGAGAGGGAGCGUUCCAGAAUGCCGACCAUACAUGGAAAAACCUAAACUGAAGCCAGCAACUGGCAAGGAAUAUCGCCUGGAAGUCAUAGGCUUUGUCAUCACGCCUAAGACACUGGGUGCGAGGAUACAGCUCUCUAGUGAGCAGUUGGAUGUCUGGGGUCAGAACGACAAUAAAGGCGAAACAAGUUCAGUUAACAAAUGCUGCAGCAAUUUAGAUCUGGGGGAAAAUCGUACAGAUGCUGGCGAUUUCCAACCUAUUGUUGGUAAAGGAAGCCGUGCCCAUGCGACACUCUCUUGCGCCAAUGGAGUCAGCCCUGUUCAGACUGGAUACGAUUUAGUCGCUGCAGUCAACUGUGAGGAACACUGUAAAAAUGACUCGCGCUAUUUUUCAUUGUCUGGGGCUCGGGGACGUUAUUAUGGAAACGGGGAAUUCGCGAUCUAUCUCGAUAAACCGAACUUCUUCAAUAGCAGAUUUGUCGCAUAUAUAAACAGUGACUCAAUCAUGUCAAUUAGAAACGGUUCAACCCGCUUUGGUUUGAGUUGGGACAUGAUAUCAGUCAUACUGCUGGUGACGCUCACUUUGAGGUAUAGAGUGCUUUAACGUGACGUCAUCACAUGCAUGCCCUGCUGCAGGGACAGAAAAGAAAGCAAGUCCAAAUUACUAUGACGGC
Lineus longissimus is the source of this 1013-nucleotide messenger RNA. RefSeq names its product 2',3'-cyclic-nucleotide 3'-phosphodiesterase-like. The transcript has 2 exons. Bases 50 to 943 code for a protein of 297 amino acids. Gene Ontology annotation, biological process: cyclic nucleotide catabolic process. Gene Ontology annotation, molecular function: 2',3'-cyclic-nucleotide 3'-phosphodiesterase activity. The record is from RefSeq and is a predicted model, not a curated record. NCBI's taxonomy places the organism in Eukaryota, Metazoa, Nemertea, Pilidiophora, Heteronemertea, Lineidae. Gene Ontology annotation, cellular component: cytoplasm; membrane.